Caenorhabditis bovis is the source of this 3762-nucleotide messenger RNA. NCBI's taxonomy places the organism in Eukaryota, Metazoa, Nematoda, Chromadorea, Rhabditida, Rhabditidae. The record is from the annotation of a GenBank genome assembly.
AUGGGUUCUUUUGAAAACCAUCAAUGGAAAAGCAGUUUUGCUGCUGAAAUUACCGGAAGGAAGUCGCCCGGCAUGUUCGCCAAAAUUCGUCGUCGAUUCACCGCGCCACCUGUAAGAACGCUGAAGUCACCAAAGUUCACUGAAGAAGAACUAGACGCUCUAACCGGAAAUUUGCCGUAUGAAACGAAUUAUACGUACGCUUACAGCAAGCUGUACGAUCCGAACUUGCCGGAUCAUUGGGAAGUUCCCAACCUUGGACGAAAGUCCCCAGUAAUGGUUGAAGAGCAUUGGUCCACUGCCAGUAUUUUGAACAUGAUAUUUUACUAUCUUAUGUUGCCGGUAACCUUGGUGCGGCUUCUGUUUAUCUAUAUGGCUCAAACAAUCAUUAAUUCAAUUAAAGUGGUGGCAGUCACUUUCUAUGAAUACGCUUACAUCACAAUUUGGAAGAUUAUGGAAAUUUUUUCCGGUCCGAAUCGAAACGCUAGCGAUCAACAACAAUCAACUUUUUGGAAUCUUCUUGUCUCGAUUUUGACGUUUCCAAUCUAUUUUGUCAACGAUCGCGUUGUGAACCCAAUUUGGACACUGGCCGUUCAAAACGCUUCUGCUGAUGGAAUUGUUGCUGAGUCGCGGAAGACAGCUCGCAAAACGAUUCAAGAACAACGUAUGAUGAAAAACAGUCCGUCUUUGUCCCCAGCAAGAAACCCAACUCCAAGAAGAGCCGUCCAAAAGAAGAUUGUGGAAACUCAAGUCAUCCAAAAAUAUCAAGAAUCCGAUAGCGGUGCUUCGCCUUUGACCAGUACACUUCGUUCAUUCCGAAAUGUGUCUAGCCGCUCGAUCACACCAGUUAGAAAUCGCGCGGGAGCAAUCAACGAGCAAUACACUGUUUUUGACAAAGAAGAUACUCCGUUGUCGAGUUAUGGACUUCGAUCACGCAAUUUUAUUGAAAGUGAUACUCCCGAGCCAACAGAAGAAUUGACUCCGAUUCUUAGAAGAUCAAAGGGCGGUGCAACAUUUAAGAAGCACAAUGUUUCCUUCAGUGGUAGCUCAUCAGGUCUUAUUGGAAUUAUGUACGACUCUUUCUUCCUUGUCUUGAAGUGGAUUCUUUAUGUUGCCUUCAUUCCAUACUUUGUUGCUUCUUAUGCUUUCUAUAUGAUUCACGACUACUACAGAAGCAAGGUCAUAUCUGAGCCGGAACUGAACGAUUACCGUGUGGAGGCAUUGGAAAAUACUGAUUCAAAACUCACCCAUCGUGCUCUUUUGGCAAAAGCAAAAUCAGUGAGCAACCUUUUCGUCAUUCCAAAGGUUUUUGAAUCGAAUCAUUCAAUUUCGUCAAAAUUGGUCACCGUGUUCUACUUGACUAUUCAAAGCCUUUUCUUUUUCGUUCCUUUUACUGCCAACUAUGUUCACGACAAGGUCAAGAAGAGAGACUUUACCUUAUUCUGGAUUCUGCUUGGCCUCAUCUUCUUGACUUUGAUUAUUCUGCUGUUAGCUGGAGAAACCACGGAUGAGAAACUGAUCACAGCGGCAAAAGCAAAGAUAAACAGAACGCGUCAGAACUUCAAUAACCUUACUGUCAAUUUGAAAACUGUUGGACACGUUUUGACGAAACCAAUCGUAGAUCUGAGUCGCUGGAUUGGAACAAAGCUGACCAACAUUGUUUUCGAGUUCUACGCUUAUUUUACGGGAACUCCAAAUGUUAUUUCCAAUACAAUCCAGUCAAUCGGUUAUGGAAAGUAUGGAGUGUUCACAGUUCUCGGCCCAAUGUAUCAUAAAGUCGAAACAAAGUUUGCGAGCGCCUACAAAAACGCUCAAAUGUCGAUUACCAACUUUCUAGUGUAUACCUGGAUCUUCGAUGGGUAUAUCUUCUUUCUUGACACAAUUCGAGACAUGGGGACCACAGCCAUGCAUCUUCUUCGCGACUUGUGGAACUUUUUGAAAAGAGUUUGUAUAAUAUCACACACGAGACUACGUGAGAAAUCGACUAAUGCAAUGGACGCCAUGACUCAAACGGAGUGGGAUGUGAAAGCAGAAUCAACUUUACGCAGAACUAAAGGAUAUAUAUCAGGAGGGUUUGUAGCGUUCUAUGAGUGGAUUGUUAAGCCGCUUUUCGGAAACUCAAAUCUACAAGUUGAAAAGGAGAUUGUGAUAUCUCGUGAAGAAACACAAGAUCAUCCUUCUUUGAAGAGAGACGAAGAGCUACCAAGAAUCGUUCCGGUCAAAGAAAUGAAUAACGCUGAGCCUCCAAUUCCAACCAUUGAUCCAGUGAAGCCAAUGACACAAAUUCCAAUUGUGCUUAAGACACCGCCAGCUACUAUUGAUGAGAAAAAAGUUAUUCAGGAAAUAACUGAGAAGUUGCGCCAGGAAUUUAGCGAAAAAUUCCAAAAAGAAGUGGCUGCGAUGAACGAAGCCAAUCAACUCGCGCUGAUUGAGAAAAUCAAAUCGCUGAACGUUCAUAUUGACCGCGACGAUUCAAGCUUGCACGAGAUUAUUCGGACAAUGAUCUACCAAUACGAUGCUGAUAAGACGGGGCAAGUCGACUAUGCGCUUGAAAGCUCUGGAGCUUCGGUAAUCUCAACGCGGUGCUCGGAGACGUACAACAGCUACUCAAGACUUGAGAAAAUUUGGAAUAUUCCAUUGUGGUAUUCAUCGUAUGGCCCAAGAACUGUGAUUCAGCGAAACUCUAAGACCCUCUUCCCUGGAGAAUGCUGGAGUUUCAAGAACGACCGUGGAUAUUUGACGAUCGAUCUAUCCCAUCACAUUGACCUGACCAGUGUUAGCUAUGAACACAUAAGCAAGGAAUUAGCUCCAGCUGAAAAUCGCAGAAGUGCUCCAAAGGAUUUCAAGAUUUGGGCCUACAAACACGUUGAUGAUAUCCAUUCACGAGUUCUCAUUGGAGAAUACACAUACGAUCUUGAAGGACCCCAGUUGCAAUUUUUCCCUGCUAAAAACAAACCAGAUUUUGCUGUCAAGAUUGUUGAGCUCGAGGUGACGAGCAACUACGGAGCCCCAUUCACCUGCUUGUAUCGUCUUCGAGUUCAUGGAAAAGCUUUUGUGGAUGACGUGCUCACAGAGGUUUAUUCAACAGAUCCACAAAAUCGAACAGCAAGACACGCUUAUAUCAGAAGAGGAACAGCUUAUGCGCAGAAUUCUUGCACUGGAUGUUGCCUUCCCGGGCCACCAGGAGGACCUGGGCCGUCAGGGAAACCGGGAAGACCAGGAAAACCCGGACCACAUGGCUCUCCAGGCCGAAUAGGGCGGGUGAUUUCCGCACCAUGCCUUCCAAACACACUGCCACCGUGUAAGCCUUGUCCUCGUGGUCCGCCUGGAAAGGCAGGUCUUUCUGGGCCACCUGGAAUUCCGGGGAAAAUUGGUUCUCCAGGAUUUCCUGGUAAAUUAUUACCACCGGGACCUGCUGGACCACCAGGACACCAAGGUUCUCCUGGUAAACCAGGUUCACCUGGAAAACCGGGAAAUCCUGGAAAGCCAGGUGGUAGUCAAGUUUCACUACCUGCUCCCACCGGACCUCCAGGUCCACCAGGUCCCAUUGGACCACGAGGGCCAGAUGGCCAUUUAGCACAGAGAAGUAAUGGGCCGCCUGGUCCAAAGGGUGCACCUGGCGCAAUGGGCCCUCGAGGAGUAGAUGGAAACCCCGGUCCACCAGGAAAACCAGGAAAAAAUGGACACGAAGGGGAAAGAGGAAUUUGUCCAAAAUAUUGCGCUAUUGACGGUGGAAUAUUCAUUGAAGACGGAACUCGUAGAUAA